Mucor mucedo is the source of this 1300-nucleotide messenger RNA. RefSeq names its product mitochondrial carrier domain-containing protein. Gene Ontology annotation, cellular component: mitochondrion. Bases 147 to 1085 code for a protein of 312 amino acids. NCBI's taxonomy places the organism in Eukaryota, Fungi, Mucoromycota, Mucoromycetes, Mucorales, Mucoraceae. Gene Ontology annotation, molecular function: guanine nucleotide transmembrane transporter activity. The transcript has 3 exons. The record is from RefSeq and is a predicted model, not a curated record.
GGAAACUUAAAAAAAGAGAGUGUGAAAAGUAACCUAAAAAAAAAGAAAGCAAGUCCCCCCAGGGACGGGAUUAUUUAAUCUUUUUUUUUUUCUGAUCAUCUUUUUUUUUUCUUUGUCCUUUUUUUUUUUCAAAUAAUCAAAAAAAAAUGUCUCCUCCUAUUGCCUCUGGAAGUUCUGAGUCUGGUAAAGCCCGUUUCGCUGGUAGUGCCAGUUCUGGUAUUCUCGAAUUGAUUAUUUUCCAUCCCGUGGAUACCGUUGCCAAGCGUUUGAUGAGUAACCAAAACAAGCUCUGGGUUUCCGGUCGUGCAUUUGCUGAGAACAAGGCCGCUGUCAACCAAGUUGUAUUCAAGGAUGCAGCCAACGCUACCUUCAUGAAGAAGUACGCUUCACUUUUCCCCGGUGUUGGAUUUGCUGCUGGAUACAAAGUAUCUCAAAGAGUAUACAAGUUUGGUGGACAACCCUUUGUAAGAGAAUAUUUGGACAAGAAGCACCGAGAUUUAUUUGUUGGUGCCUUUGGUGAAAAGACGGGUAAGACGAUUAUGCAUGCUACUGCUGGUAGUAUUGUCGGUAUUGGAGAGAUUGCUUUGCUUCCCUUGGAUGUACUCAAGAUUAAAAAGCAAACGAACCCUGAGGCAUUCCGUAACCGUGGUUUCUUAACCAUUGUUAAGGAUGAAGGUAUGGGUCUUUAUCGUGGAGCUGGCUGGACCGCUGCUCGUAAUGCUCCCGGUUCCUUUGCUCUCUUUGGUGGUUCUGCCUUUGUUAAGGAAUACAUCUUUUCUUUACCCGAUUAUAACAAGGCUACUUUCUUCCAAAACUUUUGUGCUUCCAUUGGUGGUGCCGUUGCUUCCAUCACGGUGGCUGCUCCCUUGGAUGUUGUCAAGACACGUAUUCAAAACCGUAACUUUGAGAACCCCGAAUCCGGUGCCAAGAUUAUCAAGGAUCUUAUCAAGAAUGAAGGUUUCGGUGGUUUCUUUAAGGGUUUGACUCCCAAGAUUUUAGUCGUCGGUCCCAAGUUGAUCUUUAGUUUCACUGUUGCUCAACAAUUGAUUCCUGUCUUCCACAAAUUGUUUGAAGGACAAAAAUAAGCUUUUUUUUUUACGACAUACAAAUAUAGAUUCAUUACCAAAACCCCCCCUUUCAUUUUUUUCUCCCCCUCUUACCCUAAUUUUUUUUUUUUGAUAUGUGUGUAUAAUUAAAACCGUUUCUUUUUUUAUCUCUGCUGAUAGUAUCUAUUAAUAAUCGUAUGUUUGUUUUUUAGCCCCCCCUUGCAGAUAAUCAUGCACAGGAUAUCUAUACGCAU